Epinephelus moara (kelp grouper) is the source of this 1776-nucleotide messenger RNA. RefSeq names its product UBX domain protein 10 (gene ubxn10). The record is from RefSeq and is a predicted model, not a curated record. The transcript has a single exon. Gene Ontology annotation, molecular function: protein binding. Bases 240 to 992 code for a protein of 250 amino acids. NCBI's taxonomy places the organism in Eukaryota, Metazoa, Chordata, Actinopteri, Perciformes, Serranidae.
AACCUCGCUGACGCUUAAAGAAAGGCACUUCCUGCUGAAACCGGAAUGGAAAGCGCAUAAACGGCAUUUUAAACGCUUUAACUUGUAGUUUAGCAGGUUUUUAAACAUCCGGGUAUGUUUGUGUUCACCGCUAAUGGAGUGUGACAUUAACUGAGGUUGGCUGAGACUUGUUUUCACUCUCUGUGAAGAACUGGAGCCAAGACACAGCUGGAAAUUUCCACUGUUCUGAAGUCUAAUUAAUGCAAGGAAGGACCUUCUGGUUAUCGAUGCAUCUAACAAGACCAAAGUCCUCCAAGGGGCGGAGCAGACCGGCUGUGAGCUCCUCCACCUCUCCACAUCCAGGUGCCGGUGACAGCACCCAGAGGCCACCUGUGUCUCCAGACUCUGCCGUGUACAGCAGGCCGGACAGAAACCUGCGCUCCCAGUCCCAGCCCAUCAUGUGGCAGGCCAGCCAGCUGAGCCAGGAGCAGGUGGUGCAGAUGCUGCAGCACGCCCCCGCUGCUCCACCACUGUCCCUAAACAAGUACAAGGUGCUUCCGUCUAUAGGGAGGAGGCGGUCAGAGGUGGGGCCUGGGGGCAGCCUGGACAAAGAGAUGUCCAUGCUCAGCCUGUCUGAUGAUGUCAUCCUGCAGCACAGGCACAGACACGAGGAGCCAGAUCCCUCCACAGUGAAGGACUGUGAGGUGGACCAGAGGGCCAAGCCUCCUGACCCAGGACCAGUAAUGACCACAGAAGCUGGUGCCUCUGGCAGUUUGCUCCUCGCUGUCAGAGCUCCAUGUGGCAGGAGGUUCCAGCAGCACUUUGAGCCCACAGACACUCUGCUGAUGGUGAGAGCCAGCGCAGAGCUCAGGUAUGGAGUCCAGUAUGGAGAUGCAUCCAUUGAGACCAUGGACAUGCCACGCAGGACCUUCACAGACUUGGAUAUGACGCUGGCUCAGUGUGGCAUCUUGAACAGAUCGGUGCUGUGCAUCUCUCAGAAUGAGCAGGAGUGAGCUGAGAUGAUUUCAAGUUUUAUUUUGCAGUUGAAAUCUGGCUUCAUGGCGGUAUUUAAUUUCCCCCUCUGCACCCAGAACUGUGUUUAUUAACUCGAAUGUUUGAGCUUCACUCUGCAGAAAAAUAUAUGUGCAUAAAGUUUGAUGGCAUACUGACAGAUUCUGAUUUUUUGUUCAAUCAGGGUGAAGUUACAGAGCUCCAGGAGAUUUUAGUUUGCACAAGAGAUGUUGUUAACACAGUAAAAACAAUAUAUUUAAAGACUUUGGAGGCUCCAUGAGUAGAUAUGCUUCAAAUCUGAUUUUUUAUCGACUUAAUUUGACCUUUUUUGUGCACAAAAACACACCAGACUACUUUUAUUAUUCAAAUCACUCACAUCACUAGGUCUGAAAAGGAAAUUUAAAUAUACACAAGCUUGUUUUUGUAACUUAUAUUUAAAGUUACUGAGUUAGGUCCACUUACUCAUCUAACACUCACUUUAAUGUAUACUGUAUGUAACCACCACUGACCUCUGAGGACAUUUAAAAUUACAGGUGUUUUGUUUCAGUUAAACCACAGAUUUUAAUCAAAAUAGCAGAUUACAUAGAAAUUUUGAGCUUCGAUCUGCUGUCAGUUUUGAUUUUGAGAAGAAAAUCUGAUCAAUCUGUGUGAUUAUUUUGGAUUCUGUACCAAAGCAUAAUGAGAGACGCUGCUGACAGUGUUUCUUUGUUUAUUUGAUGCCAUUUUCCAGGUCUUUUCUUUCAUGGUUGAUGUUCACAUAUGCCAAAUAAAGACAGAUGUAUAUUA